AUGGAGGAGUUUGAAUACGAUGGAGCCCCCCAGGAUCUGGCUCAGUGCAUCACCUGCAAGAGAUCGUUCAACCGUAAAGUGCUGGAGAAACAUGCUAAAAUCUGCCAAAAGUCAGCGACCAAAAGGAGGAAGGUUUUUGACUCCAGUAAGCAGAGAGCAGAGGGCACAGACAUCCAACUGCCCAACCCUAUACAACCAAAGGCAGAGAUUCCCAAGACGCCGUCCAAUUAUCGCGUUAAGCAUGAGGACUUCACUGCUCCUCUCCAGUCCUGGAAAACGCCUUCGAAGCACAGGGGACCCCGACCUCCCCCUCCUCCACAUGAAGCAGACUAUAUUCAGUGCCCUUCCUGUCAGCGGACUUUUAACAAAACUGCAGCCGACAGACACAUCAAGUUCUGCACGGAGAAGGCUGCCCGUGAUCCCAACAAGAGCAAACUAGCAGAGGUCAAUAAGAUUCCUGGUCGUACACAGUACAAGCCUCCAGCUCCUGUAAAGAAGGCCAACUCCCCUUCUACACCACCCAUCCCCUCAGCCUCUUCUCAUUCACCCCAGAGAUCAGGUCUUGGACAGCCCACUGGAAUCCCCGCUGGUAAGGUCUCCUCUGCAGGUUUAGUGAGGACGAACCCCUCUGACAUCACAAGCCCUCCAUCAGGAGCGGGAACAAAGACACGAGCAGCAAGUUCUUCGCACGGCUCCGUGAGAAACGCUCACCCUGGAGUAGGACUCAACAAGAAGAAAGUAGACAACAAUGUAUCCAGGCAAUAUCCCAACCACUGCGACGAAGAUGAAGACGAACGAGAGCUGAGCAAGUUCUGUCUCUCUUGCAGUAGCAAGUACCCUGUCGAAUCUGCCGCAUUUUGCUGCGAUUGUGGCGUGAAGAGGAUGCGUAUUUGA
Molecule: messenger RNA, 894 nt
Organism: Limanda limanda (common dab)
Lineage: Eukaryota; Metazoa; Chordata; Actinopteri; Pleuronectiformes; Pleuronectidae
Product: zinc finger C2HC domain-containing protein 1A-like
Exons: 9
Coding region: 1-894 (297 amino acids)
Source: RefSeq, a predicted model, not a curated record